This is a messenger RNA of Tachysurus vachellii, 1493 nucleotides long. It is a transcript of the gene mtrf1l, whose product is annotated as mitochondrial translational release factor 1-like. Lineage: Eukaryota; Metazoa; Chordata; Actinopteri; Siluriformes; Bagridae. Bases 117 to 1430 code for a protein of 437 amino acids. Gene Ontology annotation, molecular function: translation release factor activity. The record is from RefSeq and is a predicted model, not a curated record. Gene Ontology annotation, biological process: translational termination. The transcript has 7 exons.
AAUACGUUAACCAGGAAGUAAGAGCAUGACCCGAUUGUUGUCGUACUGAAAGCGUGGUAGGUUAGUUAGGGGUUGUUAAGGUUCUGACAUGUAGCAUAAGCAGUAAAAACAUUCCCAUGAUGGCUGUGGCCUGUUUCACUAAGCAGCUGCUCAGGUUUAAUUCAAUAGGAAAGUACAAGAAGCCAGGAAUUAGGACUUUGUCUAAGCACGAGCUCAGGAUCCUGACUCCCAGCCGUGCACGUGCAGCUCCUGUUUACCAAACCUCGAGAUGCCACAGAAACAUCCAUACAACAAACUCCGCAAUGGUCACAAAGAUCAUGACUGCGGAUGAGAUGUUUAACAGGAAAUCCCUGCAGGACUACCUAAGGUCACAGGAAACGGAGUAUAACGAGUGUAUGAGGGCUGUCAAUUCCGCACGCGCACAAACAGACGAUGAGGAGGUGAGAGCAAAAAGGGCAAAAGGGACUGCUUUAGCACCUCUGGUCCAAAAAAUCAAGGAGCUGGAAUCAAAACAGAAGGAUUUUGACGAGACCGAGUCAUUACUAAAAGAAAAUGACCCUGACAUGCGCGAGCUUGCAGAGGCAGAAAGGGAGCACUGUCUGGCAGCCAUGCAAGAAAUAAAACAAACGAUUCUCUCUCUUCUCAUCCCUGAGGAAGAAGCAGACAUGAGCGAUCUAGUCCUAGAGGUCACUGCUGGGGUUGGAGGUCAAGAGGCCAUGCUUUUUACAGCAGAGAUAUUUGACAUGUAUCAGAAUUAUGCUGCUUUCCACGGCUGGGGCUUUGACAUGCUGGAAUACAUGCCAAGUGAUCUAAGGGGUGUACGACAUGCCUCAGCCAGCAUCAGUGGCCCACUGAGCUAUAAAAAGAUGAAGUUUGAAGCAGGCGUCCAUCGAGUCCAGAGAGUCCCGAAGACAGAAAAACAGGGCCGAAUGCACACCAGCACUAUGACGGUGGCAGUAUUGCCACAGCCUGCAGAGAUCUCUUUUACUAUUAACCCCAAAGACCUGAGGAUUGAAACAAAAAGAGCCAGCGGAGCUGGAGGACAACAUGUUAACACAACUGAUAGUGCUGUAAGGAUCGUCCAUUUACCAACAGGCACGGUGUCUGAGUGUCAGCAGGAGCGAUCUCAGAUCAAAAACAAAGAGAAGGCCAUGAAGGUGUUGAGGGCCAAGCUCUAUAGUGCAAAACUGGAAGAGGAGACAAGCAAGAGAUACCAGGCCCGCAAACUCCAGAUCGGCACCAAAGGCAGAUCAGAAAAAAUACGGACUUACAACUUUGCACAAGAUCGGGUCACCGACCAUCGGAUUGGAAAAACUGUGCAUGACGUACAGGGAUUUUUAUUAGGGGAGGAGCUGCUGGACGAGAUGAGUGUGUCUCUGCAGCAGUUUUCAGAACAGGAAACCCUCAUGGACAUUGUUGAAGGUCAAUGACUGAGAUCAAGAGUUAUAUGACAUUAAUUUAAAAUACCGAAUAAAUACUUUCUUUUAAAUGUA